UUGCAGUGCUUCAAUGGUGGAACACCUGAAGUAAGGGAUGCAGCAUUUUUAGCUCUGGCUGCCGUAGCCAAAGACCUUUGGAGAAGUCGCUGGAGAAACUUGAUGAUGUCAGGAAAAAGAAGUUAUCGGAAAUGAUUGGGAGUUCUGGAGGGGGUCAAUCCACUGUUACAAGUACAGUCCAAUCUUCAGGAAGAGGUAUGUCUUGCACAGAGGUGGCCGGUUAACUUUUCAUGAUAUUGGGAAGAACACUUACACCAUGCCUCCUAAAAAGAAAUUCAAGGCCACUGCCUCUUCAUCUACUACAGUGUUUGAUCGAAGACGAUUCAUUAGUCCCGAAGCAAAGGAACGCUAUAAACAAAAUGUGAUACAUCGAAAUUGCAUUCCUGAGAGGGGCCUUGAAAAUUUUUUGCCAGAUAAAAUACACAGUUUAGGAUGGGAGAAGUUUACCGAACAACCUACAGCUGUAUCCAUUCCUUUGGUGAAAGAAUUUUAUGUCAAUGCCAAUGAACACGAGAACUUCAAAGUUUUUGUCUGGGCUUUUUGGAUCAAGUUUGGCAGUUUUUCAAUUAACAGGUUCUACCACACGCAGGAUAUACCCAAUGAUGACUAUUCCCGACUACGCGAUGAGGGGGUCGAUCUUGAUGAGAUAAUUCGCACUAUAGCUCGCCUUGGUGCUGAAUGGAAAAGAUCAGCUAGUGAUGUAACUCACUUCCCUUCCUUUGGUCUGAUACCUAACUGUAAAAUUUGGCACCACUUCACAUCAUCCAAAUUGAUCCCCAGUAGCAACACCAGCGAGGUCACCAAGGAACGGGCCUUAUUGAAUUUUGUUAUUCAGAAGGGGUAUUCUAUUGAUGUUGGCAGAGUCAUUCAAUGCUGCUAGCCGGGCCAGCUACAAACAGUUUGGGUCACCCCUCUUUGAUCCAUGACCUUUGCAUACACAGGGUUCACGUGCGAGAAACUGAUGAAGUGUUACACCCGAAACAAUUACUUACACGGGAACUCUGUGAUAGGCAUGUGGGACAUCGGGACGUCCCUGGCUCUUCUCAGUCAUCUCGUCCAUUACCUCCUACACCACCGCCUCCACAACCUUCUGAUGCUACGGGGAACAUCUUUCGACGUCUUUAAGCCAUGGAUUUGUGCAUGACCCGAUGGCAGGAUGGCAAUCAUGGCAUCUGCCAUCUUUGACCAGUUUCAUUAUCAAAACGCUUGCAUGGCGAUCAUGGCAUCUGCAUACCCCGAGCUUACCUUCCCUCCACCUCAUUCACACCCUCCCGCUCCACCUGAUGGCGAUGAAGACAAUUGAUGUUUUCCCCAAGGUAUUACUCUUCCCUUUCUUUCAAUUUCACAUUGAGGGUAAUGUGUUGUUUAAGUUUGGGAGGGUCUUACUUUCACUUAGUUGUUAGUUGUGUUGAGCAUUUUCCUACUUUUAUUGUGUUGCGUUCCAAGUAUGUUGCGCGUGUUAAUUUACUUUGUGUGAAAAAAAUAAAAAUAAAUAAAUAAUUUUGCAUUAUUUUAUUUCGCAUGCUUGUGUGAAUUGGAUAACAUUGUUGGCAAUGAUGAAUAUAUUUGGAAUGUGGAUCAGUUGUGGAUUAUGGAUGAGUCAGUUGCUUGAAUUAAAGUGUUACUUACCCUUGCAGAUUAUUGUAACAUUUAUGCACGUGAAUUGAAUAUAGCGGCGAACAAAAAUGAGUUGAUUCAUAAUUAGAUUUAGGUUGAAGUAAUGACCUUAGAAAUUGAAUCCAAACAGCCACUUGUAUAAUAGUAUUCACAUCCUUUAACCUACCUUAGGAUAGUUUGGAGGGGUAAACUGUUGUAGGAAAGCAUGGACAUGAGGGUGGAUUUCGUGUGUGCUUCAGAGGUAAGGUUUUCCUUCUUCUGCUUCUUUUCCCCUUUGUACUUGCUUUUUCAUGUUCUAUGGUUCCAGAAUGACAACUUCACUCUGGAGCUGGCGUGAAGCGAAGCUAUUAA
This is a messenger RNA of Olea europaea var. sylvestris, 1968 nucleotides long. RefSeq names its product protein MOR1-like. The record is from RefSeq and is a predicted model, not a curated record. Gene Ontology annotation, cellular component: spindle pole; centrosome; microtubule plus-end. Bases 257 to 880 code for a protein of 207 amino acids. NCBI's taxonomy places the organism in Eukaryota, Viridiplantae, Streptophyta, Magnoliopsida, Lamiales, Oleaceae. Gene Ontology annotation, biological process: microtubule polymerization; mitotic spindle organization; establishment or maintenance of microtubule cytoskeleton polarity. The transcript is spliced from 4 exons. Gene Ontology annotation, molecular function: microtubule plus-end binding; microtubule plus end polymerase activity.